Molecule: messenger RNA, 491 nt
Organism: Episyrphus balteatus (marmalade hoverfly)
Lineage: Eukaryota; Metazoa; Arthropoda; Insecta; Diptera; Syrphidae
Exons: 2
Coding region: 73-408 (111 amino acids)
Cellular component (GO): outer membrane
Source: RefSeq, a predicted model, not a curated record
UAACAAAAUUUAGACAUCAGUUUAGUUUCAAAUCUUCAAAUCUAAAGAACAUUUCAGUCAAAACUUUAAAAAAUGGCAACAGCAAAAAUCAUUAUUUUCUGUGCAAUUAUUUCGGUGGCUGUGUGCUUCACUAUUCCCGCUGAACAACAAAUCGAUGAUGGUCUGAGAGAAAUUUCUGAUAUUCAAGCUCCAUUGACUGAAGUUGUAACAAGAAGAGUUCGUUCACCCGACAGUGAGCCCAAGAGAACUAUUGAAGCUCGUGGAGAACACAGUAGUCGACAUGGGGCAAAUGCUGGUGUAACCUACACCCAUCCUGUAGGUAAAAAUGUGGAUGUUUAUGGAGGAGUUUCAAGGAACUUCAGACAUAACGAUAAUAGUGGACAUGUUGGUGUCAGAUAUAAGUUUUAAAUAAAAUCUAUUAAACAAAAGAACAUUUUUAUUUGUUGAAAAAGUAUUAAAGUUAAAAUAAAAUUAAAAAAAAAAAUCAAAGU